CAAAGAUCGCUGCUAACAAAGCAGAGUAUUCGGAUAUUCCUAUCGAUCAACCGGAAUUAUUUCUCAAACGGUUAUCCGGUAUAAAGCACUUUUCCGAAAGGAUAACUUGCUUGAUGCCUCAAUCGGAGUUCCAAGACGCAAUCUCAUCGGUCUCGUAUAAAUUAAACAAUGUACGAAUUACCUGUGACUUUUUGAUGCAGUCCGAGUCUUUGAGGAAAGUCAUAGCCAUCAUACUGACUCUGGGCAAUUACAUGAACGGUGGGCAAUAACAUGAUGCGCGGCCAGGUUGAUGGCUUCGGUCUGGAGAUUCUUGGCAAACUGAAAGACGUAAAGUCAAAUGUACCCGAGAUCACCCUGUUGCACUAUGUUGUCAAUGCCAAACUAUCUCAGGAUAAAGAGCACAACUUUGGCGAACCGUUACCUCUACCUGUCCCUGAACCUGGCGACGUCGAGGUCGCAUCUACGAUCAAGUUUGAUGAUAUUGUCAAGGAACUUGACAGAUUGGAAAAGGAAUUACAGAUAUGCGCGAAAAAGUGUAACACUGUCAUGGAAGAGGAUCCAAUUACGUCCAUGUCAUUCAAGGAGAAAGUGGAUUCGUUUGUAGCGAGGGCGAAUAUCGAACUGGCAAACGAAAAAGAAGAGUUACUCGAGGCUAAAAACAGAUUCAAGGCCGUAAUGCGAUUUUAUCAGUUCGUUCCAAAAGGCGCCACAAUGGAACGCGGAACCUUACGAUUUCUUCAAUCUAUGGUUUACUUUUUGUCAGGAUUUCAAGGAUAUCUGGAAAAAGGAACAGCAGCGAAUACGAAAGGAACGGAUGGAAGAAGCUCGCAAGAAACUCGAAAAAAAAUUCGAUGAGAAUGCCAUUAAAUCCUCACGGGUUAAAGGCACG
Messenger RNA from Camponotus floridanus (Florida carpenter ant), 889 nucleotides. RefSeq names its product protein cappuccino-like. Lineage: Eukaryota; Metazoa; Arthropoda; Insecta; Hymenoptera; Formicidae. Gene Ontology annotation, cellular component: cytoplasm; cytoskeleton. Gene Ontology annotation, biological process: actin filament network formation; cortical actin cytoskeleton organization. Bases 271 to 855 code for a protein of 194 amino acids. The transcript has 3 exons. The record is from RefSeq and is a predicted model, not a curated record. Gene Ontology annotation, molecular function: actin filament binding.